AUGAGCAGCUUCACACGGCGUCCCACCCAUGGGUCGACCAACUCGUCGACAUCUGGCUCCUUGUUACGACGACCGGGCUCAGCGAUGGGGAUGCCUCGGCCGGCGAACCUGGUGCACACCUCGGCCGUUCCCUCGGGCUCGUCGUCGAAUGGUGGUCUGAAUGCCUCGACCACUUCCAGUCUCAACUCACCGACAACAGCGCACCUCACCAAGGCACUCAAACCCCCAGUGGGUGCAGAAGUCGAGAACAACAUCAACGUCGUCGUACGCGUUCGGUAAGGAUCAGAUGCACACGUGAUUUUUACCCCGCGUUAUCUUGCGCAUCUUCCGGCUGAUCACAGAAUGAACCAACUUCCUCAGUGGACGAUCGUCGGCCGAAGUAGCAGCUAGAGAGCCUCUCGUCGCCGAAGUUGAUGGCCUACGAUCUCCAAACGUAACCCUGGUCAACCCCAAUGCUUCGACCUCAUCCUCGUCCUCCGCUGCUGCUUCAGCUUCGACGCUUCCCUCGACCAAAACAUACGACUUUGGAUUCCGACCCGCGCAUGGCAAAGCCGAACCGGUCGGCAAUGUCUUUGGCCCCGACGCCGAUCAGGUCAUGCUCUACAACGAUGUGGCCAAGCCCAUUCUCGAUCAAGUCUUGCAGGGCUACAACUGCACCAUGUUCGCUUAUGGCCAAACGGGGACAGGCAAGACGUGAGUGCCGUCGUGAGAAUCAGAGAGGCCGGGAGACUGACUAAUCGGAUCGGUCUUCUCUCGCAGGUACACCAUGGAAGGCGAUCUCUCCGUCACGAAUGGCUACUCGAUCUCGCCUCAAGCCGGCAUCAUCCCGCGCACGCUCUACUCGCUCUUCGCCAAACUGUCCGAGGACCAAGCCGAAUUUGCCGUCAAGUGCUCCUUUCUCGAACUGUACAACGAAGAACUGCGCGAUCUCAAUGCGUUAGACUACACUGAUCCUGAAACGACAACUCCAAGCACGACUACUGCCAAGACAGCUCCUGCACCGGCGGGAUUGAAGAUUCAGGAGGACGGUAAGACGGGCGUGGUCGUCCAAGGCUUGGAGGAGACGAUGAUCAAGACGGCCGAGGAAGGCAUCAAGGUGCUCAAGAGGGGAUCCGACAGGCGGCAGGUCGCUGCGACGAAAUGCAACGACCGAUCGAGGUGCGUCCAACGCGAUCACGCAGUUUGAUCCACGAAAACUGAUAUGAAGCCUUGAUUCAUUGCAGUCGCUCCCACUCCAUCUUCACCAUCACCAUUCACGUGAAGGAAAACUCCACGCGGACAGGUGGCGAGGAUCUGCUCAAAGUUGGCAAGUUGAAUCUUGUCGAUCUAGCGGGAUCGGAAAAUGUCGGGCGAUCGGGAGCGACGAACGGUCGCGCGAGGGAGGCGGGCAACAUCAACGCGAGUCUGUUGGCUUUGGGACGAGUCAUCAACAAGCUCGUGGAGAAGGCCCCGGGGGCCAAGAGUGGUGAGAAGACUCACAUCCCGUAUCGGUAAGUGAAUGUGCAACGCUCUUCACCUUAUCAGAAACCUCACUGAGGCUUCGCCACGCCGAUGCCCAGGGACUCCAAGCUCACCCGACUGCUUCAAGAUUCUCUCGGUGGCCGGACUAAGACUACCAUCAUCGCCGCCAUCUCGCCCGUCAAUUUUGACGAAACCAUCUCGACCCUCGACUAUGCCUCGAAAGCGAAAUCAAUCCAGAACCGACCUGAAGUCAAUCAACGCAUGUCAAGGAACCUCCUACUGGGCCAAUACGCCAGCGAGAUCGAGCGGCUCAAGCAGGACCUCGUCGCUACCCGACAAAAGAAUGGGAUUUACUUCUCGGCCGAGUCGUGGGAGAUCUUGUCGGCUGAACAAGAGGCGGCUAGGGUUGGAUUAUCAGAGUCGAGACGAGCGCUCGAGCUGUGCGAGGCGCGAGUUGAUGCGGUCAAGGAUCAGUAUGAGAUGAGCUUGAGGUUGGUUGGGAUGAGGGAAAAGGAGUUGAAGCAGGCUGCCGUCCUUUUGGAUGAGGUGAGGGACGAAGUGACGUCGCUGAUGGGGCGCCUCGAAGAGCGGACGCGCGAGCUGGAUGAGGCCACAUUGCUGGGCGACGCUAGGGAGUGCUCGAGGCAGGGCUGGAGGGAUACCGCUCGUGUUGCCGUCAGCCAUGUGUCGCUACUUUACGACAAGGUCGACCGCAAGACCAAAGUCGAGCAGGACAACUUGGUCAUCGUAUCGACAGGGGAAAAGGCGCUGACGACGCGGACCAAGAGCCUCGCCAAGUCCCUGGCCUCGUUCGCUCACACCCAUGACAGUACCGUGCUCCGUGGGAAGAAGCGUUUGGCCGACACGAUCGAACGUGGUCAACAGGCAACUGCUUCGACGAUUGCUUACGUCGAGCAACAGAGUGUGGCGAUGAACGAAAGGGCACAAUCUGCGCUCGACCUAAUGGGCCGACUGGAAACGAGAGGCGAAUACUUUGCGAGCGCCGUCGAGAUUUCGCGGGAGGAGCUCGCUGCUGCGCUCGUGCAAGCGAGUGAAGCUCUGGUGGCGACGAACCGAGAAGCAACCGAGCUGCAGCGCCGGGUCGCUAUGUUGCGAGCCGAAGUAAGUCGGCGUGUACUGCAAAUCCUCAUGGACCAAGUGACUGACCACUCCCCGGCUCGUAGCUCUUGACGGUGCAGGAGCUUGCCAACCCAGUUCGUGCGUUGCAGGCCGACCUGGUGCCGACUUUGAAGAAAGAUGCAAACGCCUUGCGAUCGGCGCAGGAGGUCGACCAAGCCUACUUUAAGUCGGUCUCGAAUCGAUCCGCUCACCUGCGACAAACCGAAGCCGCUUGCGCAGUCGAGGAGCGGGAGUCGUUCGCCCGGGAAACGAGCGAGAUCGUAGAUGAUUUGACGCAACAACUUUCGGGCGUCUUGUCGAGCGCCUACGUCGAGCGCUUCAUCACCCCUUUGCAGGAUCGCUUGAGUGCGUGGUCAGACCGGCACUUCCUGACGCGAGAAGCGCAAAGCUCUCGGCUGAAAAAGGGAUUGGAAGCACUCGACCUGGACACGGCCAAGGCGAUGGAAGAACGAGCGGGGAUUCUGGACGGGCUCGUGGAGAGCAAUGGACUAGUGCCGAAGCAGGUGGAGCAAUGUGCCCGAGCAGCUGAAGUGGCUGCGCAGAAGAGGCAGAAAGUCAGUCCUCCCUUUUCGCCACUGACCGAGUCGCGGUGCCGUACAUUGACCCAAUUAUUGCUUCCUUCAAACUGCAGGAACUCGUCCAGCUUUCUGGCUCCGUCGAGCAGGCCCUUAAGUCGUGUUUGGCGGGCGUCCAUGCCCAAGGCGAGGAACAGAUUGGUACACUUCGUCUCACGAAUGAGCGACUGGCAACCGCUUCCACCGAACGUGAGUGGCUCUCGUCCCCAACUGGCUUCAAUUCUUGCAGUCAACGCCUGACUCACAUCGACAAACUGAUUACUAGAUCAAUCUGGCUCAGCGGAUUGCCAAGCCAAGCUGGACAAGGAGAUCACUGCGCUCGUGGAGGAAGCUGGCGAUAGCUUGAUCAAAGUCGCUCAGGCGCACGAGGUCACUCGGGAUAUGUACACGGAGGAGUUGAUGACCGCACGUGAGGAUGUGAGUUGCGGGGAUCAUCGGCAUCCGCCAGCGCAUCCCACUUGCUGACCACUCGACUCGUGAUUACCCCGCACCCGCAGCUCAAAGCCUUGUCAUCAUCCGCCACGGAACUUGUCUCCUCUUCGUCUUCGAGCAUCACUCAGAUGCAGAAGGACGUCAAGACGUAUCUCGCAAGCUCGUACAACCACGACGUUUCGACUGGCGCGACUCCCCUUCGUCGGCAGUGGGCUCAGGAGGCCGUUCCUCAACUCGACGGCACACCAUCGCGGGUUAUCGAUCGAUUGCGACGAGCUCAAGAAGAGGGGAGCUUAACAAUCCGACCUACACCAGCAUCACCCGUUCGACACCACGAGGUCGAAUGCGGAGAAGAGGUCGAAAGAGAAGACAUGAUCGUUGAGGAUAAUUACCGCGCACCGACACCGCCCUCGGUGGAGGAGACGUCCGCCGUCCUCGAAGUGCCUCCGUUAUCACCAAUCAGCGUGAUCCCUCGAAAACGGAACACGCUACUGGACGCCAAGAUUCACAUGCCCCUACAAGUGCUCGAGAGCACGAACCUCAACAUGAGGACAAGCCGAUCGCGGCGCCGAGGCUGA
This is a messenger RNA of Microbotryum saponariae, 4186 nucleotides long. NCBI's taxonomy places the organism in Eukaryota, Fungi, Basidiomycota, Microbotryomycetes, Microbotryales, Microbotryaceae. The record is from the annotation of a GenBank genome assembly.